AGCAGCAGCAGCAGCACCACCACCACCAAGAACGACAGCAAAGUCACGAAACAGAAUCAAAACCGAGCACAUCGACACCGAAACCACAUCACCACCAACCCCUCCGAAAGCCCGCAAAACCCGUAAACCAGCACGCACAAUCCGCGGCACGUCCCCCUCCUCUACCUCAGCACGCGUCGAACCCCCAACAGACUGGUUGCAAAUCUACAAUACAGUCAAGGACAUGCGCCUCCACGGCGCCGCGCGCAACGCUGCCGUCGAUACAAUGGGCUGCGAACGCCUCUUCCACCCCGAGGCCUCGGAACGCGACCGGCGCUUCCAUAUCUUGAUUGCGCUCAUGCUCUCGAGCCAGACGAAAGAUACGGUCAACGCGGUGGCGAUGAAGAGGUUGAUGACGGAGCUGCCGCCGCACGAGGAGGGCGCAGAGGGCGGUUUGUGUUUGGAGAAUGUGUUGGCUGUGGAACCUGCGCUGUUGAAUGAGUUGAUUUGGGCGGUGGGGUUUCAUAAUAAUAAGACAAAAUUUAUCAAAGCAGCAGCCAUCGUCCUCCGCGACAAAUUCAACAGCGACAUCCCCGACACGAUCGAAGGCCUCACCUCCCUACCCGGCGUAGGCCCCAAGAUGGCCUACCUCUGCCUCUCCGCGGCCUGGGACCGCACCGAGGGCAUCGGUGUGGACGUGCACGUGCACCGCAUCACGAACCUCUGGGGCUGGCACAAGACGACGCAGCCCGAGGCGACGCGGCACGCGCUGCAGAGCUGGCUGCCCAAGGACAAGUGGCGAGAGAUCAACUGGCUACUCGUCGGGUUCGGGCAGACGGUCUGCUUGCCUGUCGGGCGCAAGUGCGGCGACUGCGAGCUCGGGCUAGGCGGGUUGUGUAAGGCGGCGGAGAGGAAGAAGGUGAAUGAGGGGCGUAGGAUGAGGGAGGUCAAGGUUGAGGUGAAGGAGGAGAAUCAUGGAGACGUAGUCGUCAAGACGGAAGAGGUUGUCAAGGACGAGCAAGUCAUUCGUGAUGCGGUUGUGAAUCAAGAGACAGGGCAGUCGGAGCCGGCAUCGGAGCCGGCGGUUGGUGAUGCACCGGAUGCAGCCGUGAGUACGGAUGCACCGCGAAGAAGCCGCAGGAGCGGUCCAUCUCGAUGACAGCUAGAGCAAGAUAACGAAGUUAAUGUACAACACUUGUCGUAAAUGAAGCCAUUGGCCCAUAUCGUCAUAACCACCAGUUGUGCGGUGUCCGUACGGAGACGGGAAUGUGCACAAUCAACGCUGGGGCGGAUAUCCCAGAAAUGACGUGCGGUCCGCCGGCAACGACAAAUCGACCACGCGACCAGUGAACCAGCGGAAUGACCGGGGUCCUACCUGUCUCGUUCUCGGGGGUCGGUGGAGAAGCGGGGGACCCGAACAGACUCGGAGGAAUUCCGAAUUUCGAUGUUUGCCUGCGGAAAGGGCAGUUGAAGAGUCAUUGCCGUGCCUGCCGGUCACUCCCGACACUGUGUGUAGAUAUCGGAGAUAGGCCGGGAUA
Colletotrichum acutatum is the source of this 1517-nucleotide messenger RNA. RefSeq names its product DNA glycosylase. Gene Ontology annotation, cellular component: nucleus. The transcript is spliced from 3 exons. Gene Ontology annotation, biological process: nucleotide-excision repair; base-excision repair, AP site formation; base-excision repair. The record is from RefSeq and is a predicted model, not a curated record. Gene Ontology annotation, molecular function: DNA-(apurinic or apyrimidinic site) endonuclease activity; oxidized pyrimidine nucleobase lesion DNA N-glycosylase activity; DNA binding. Bases 224 to 1138 code for a protein of 304 amino acids. Lineage: Eukaryota; Fungi; Ascomycota; Sordariomycetes; Glomerellales; Glomerellaceae.